Molecule: messenger RNA, 4095 nt
Organism: Conger conger (European conger)
Lineage: Eukaryota; Metazoa; Chordata; Actinopteri; Anguilliformes; Congridae
Product: NEDD4-like E3 ubiquitin-protein ligase WWP1
Exons: 25
Coding region: 220-3006 (928 amino acids)
Biological process (GO): ubiquitin-dependent protein catabolic process
Molecular function (GO): ubiquitin protein ligase activity; protein binding
Source: RefSeq, a predicted model, not a curated record
GUUUUGCUGCGGUAAACCUGUCUGGGGCAUUACUGAUGGUAACUGCCGUUGAACGCCAGGCUUUGGAGCGCACCAGACAGGCAUAGUGGGCCAAUACCGCAUAGCCACUGGAAUAAAGCCGGUGGAGAGCAACGGGCAUGCUGAACCAUGGGCCACGGCGUGGGCUGAGGAUCCCGAAGGCUUUGUGAACUCGCCACUGCCAUCAGCGCGGUCUCUGACAUGGCCUCAGGCACUUCACGGGCCGACGGCGGAAACAACCAUGGAGGGAGGUCCCAGCUGCAGGCCGUCGUGUCCUGUGCCAAGCUCAAGAGGAAGAAGAACUGGUUUGGGACGGCGGUGUACGUGGAGCUGGGUGCCGACGGGGAGGCCUGCAGGACCGCCAAAUCUCACAGCUCCUCCAACCCCAAAUGGGACGAGCGCCUCACGCUGAAUGUAACGCCACACACCAAACUGGACUUCAAGGUGUGGAGCCACCACACGCUCAAAGCCGACGCCCUUCUGGGCCGGGCCUCUCUGGACCUGCAGCAGGUCCUGGAGCAGCACAACCGCAAACUGGAGAACGUGAAGGAGGUGCUGAAGCUCACGCUGGAGGGGAAGAACGGGGUGCCCAUCAGCACCGGUGAGCUCACCGUCUUCCUGGACGGGCUGACCGUGGAGCCGGCGUCGCUUAGCAACGGGACGGGCACUGGCGCCAGCACCUCCGCCUCCACUUCCACCAAAGCCCUGCAGAACGGAGAGGAGGACCAUCAGAACGGGGAGGAGGCCUCCUCUUCCCGACCUCGCACUCGCUCUCUGAACGGAAUCGACAGCGAGGGACCCUCCACCUCCUCUGUCCAGAGCGACUCCAGCUCUGUCCCCGUCGCCAAUGGCAACAGCGGCUCCUCCCCCACGGCGUGCCGACCCCCCAGCCCCCAGGGCUCGCCCGCCAAGAGGCCGGCUGAGGAGCAGCCCGCCAACGGCGCCGUGAACGGGGAGACUCCCGGCCCAGCCGCAGAAGAGGUGCUGCCCCCUGCUGGCGGCUCGGAGCAGAGCGACGAAACCCCCGGCAGCGCCCCGGCGCCCGGCCCUAACCCCGCCCCUGCCUCAGACCGGCUGGCCCCCGACCCGCCCCGCGAGCCUUCCUCCUCCCCCGCCCCCGCCGGCGCCGUGGAAACGCCCCCGGCCUCCUCUUCCUCCAGUGCGGAGGCCUGGGGGGCCGGGGGCAGCGGUGCCGGUGGAGGUGCUGGUAGCGGUGCGCAGGAGGGGGGCAAGCCCCGGCAACCCAGCAGGAGCGGCAACAACACCGACGCCCUGCCCCCGGGGUGGGAACAGCGGAAAGACCUGCAUGGCAGAACAUAUUAUGUUGACCACAACACCAGAACCACAACCUGGGAGAGGCCACAACCCCUACCGACAGGAUGGGAGAGGCGUGUGGAUGACCGAGGCAGGAUCUACUACGUGGAUCACAACACCAGGACCACCACCUGGCAGCGGCCCACCAUGGAGUCGGUCCGAAACUUCGAGCAGUGGCAGUCCCAGCGCAGCCAGCUGCAGGGAGCUAUGCACCAGUUCAACCAGAGAUACCUCUACUCGGCCUCGAUGAUGUCUGCUGAAAAUGACCCCCUGGGACCUCUGCCCCCUGGCUGGGAACGACGCGUGGACUCCAAUGACCGGGUGUAUUUCGUCAACCACAACACCAAGACCACUCAGUGGGAGGACCCUCGCACGCAAGGGCUGCAGAACGAGGACCCGCUCCCCGAGGGCUGGGAGAUCCGGUACACACGCGAGGGCGUCAGGUACUUCGUGGAUCACAACACCCGGACGACCACCUUCAGCGACCCACGGACCGGGAAGUCCUCUGUCACCAAAGGUCCGCAGAUAGCCUAUGAACGCAGCUUCAGGUGGAAGUUAGCGCAUUUCCGCUACCUAUGCCAGUCUAAUGCAUUACCCAGCCAUGUGAAGAUCACUGUGUCGCGACAAACACUGUUUGAAGACUCUUUCCAGCAAAUCAUGGCCCUGAAGCCCUACGAUCUCAGGAGGCGACUGUAUGUCAUCUUCAGAGGAGAGGAGGGGCUGGACUACGGUGGGCUGGCGAGGGAGUGGUUUUUCCUGCUGUCACACGAGGUUCUCAACCCCAUGUACUGUCUGUUCGAGUACGCCGGCAAGAGCAACUACUGUCUGCAGAUCAACCCCGCCUCCACCAUCAACCCCGACCACCUCUCCUACUUCUGCUUCAUUGGACGCUUCAUCGCCAUGGCUCUGUUUCAUGGCAAGUUCAUCGACACGGGCUUCUCCCUGCCCUUCUACAAGCGCAUGCUCAACAAGAAGCUCACCAUCAAGGACCUGGAGUCCAUCGACCCCGAGUUCUACAACUCCCUCAUCUGGAUCAGGGACAACAACAUCGAGGAGUGCGGCCUAGAGAUGUACUUCUCUGUAGACAUGGAGAUCCUGGGGAAGAUCACGUCACAUGACCUGAAGCCCGAUGGAGCAAACGUGCUGGUGACGGAGGAGAACAAAGAGGAGUACAUUGGGCUGAUGGCAGAGUGGCGCUUCUCGCGCGGGGUGGAGGAGCAGACCAAAGCUUUCCUGGACGGCUUUAAUGAGGUGGUGCCUCUCCAGUGGCUGCAGUACUUCGACGAGAAGGAGCUGGAGGUGAUGCUGUGUGGAAUGUUGGAGGUGGACCUGCAAGACUGGCAGAGGAACACGGUCUAUCGCCACUACACCCGCAACAGCAAGCAGAUCAUCUGGUUCUGGCAGUUUGUGAAGGAGGUGGACAACGAGGUGCGCCUGCGGCUGAUGCAGUUUGUCACAGGGACCUGCAGGCUGCCGCUAGGGGGCUUCGCUGAGCUCAUGGGCAGUAACGGGCCUCAGAAGUUCUGCAUAGAGAAGGUGGGCAAGGACACCUGGCUCCCCCGCAGCCACACCUGCUUCAACAGACUGGACCUGCCGCCCUAUAAGAGCUACGACCAGCUGAAGGAGAAGCUCCUAUUCGCCAUCGAGGAGACGGAGGGCUUCGGCCAGGAGUAGGGCCCCGUCGGCCUGUUGGCCGUCUGAGAAUAAGCUUCCCUCUGUUGCCCGGCCAAGAUAAAGAGAAGAAAGAAAAAAAAAAAAGAAAAGAAAAAUUGCACAGAUAAUUAGAUACUAAUGUACAUAAGCUAUUUUGUCAUUUAAAAAAAAACAAACAAAUCUUAUUUCUGAACACCAUUUAGAAAUUGACCUUGCGUUUCUUCCUCAUAAAUAUGCAAUGGGACAUUUCAGCGUUUUCUCCUCUUUUAAAAGAGGAAGCCUAUUAAUAGUAUUAUUAUAAUUAUUAUAAUUUUUUUUUUUCUUUUGGCUGGUUUUUUUUCAAAGAUGUAUAAGAAGAAAUGAUUUUAUAGUUUAACUAUAUCAAUGGCUCUAGUUUUAUAGAGCUUUUAAGGUGACUCUUAGUGUCUGUUGUUUUUUUGGGGUGGGGGGGGGGCUGUUGUGGACCGGGGCCUGUGAUCCACACUGCUACGAGCCCAGCUUGCCUGCGGGACCGACCCGGCAUGGAGAACCCCACGCUCGGCCCCCGUGGCGUUCUGUGUGGCCGUUAUCCCGGCGGCCAUCUUGUUCGGGGGGGGGGGGGGGGGGAAGCACCUUUACCUGUGACUGGCUCCGUACGAACCCUACACACUGCUUACACGGAAAACAUCAUUUUACUCUUAAGUUUUAUUUUUAUUUUUUUUAAUCCCUUCGGCUUUUCGCCCUCCUCGCACGGCGUGAGAGCGAACGACGCUCGGAGGGGGCGGAGGAACGUGAUUGGAGGAGCCGCUGCUCGGCGUGAUGAUGCGUGAAGACGCUGGAGGAGGAGCGUGAGGCUUCAGUGCUCAGUGAUCCGAAUGGAAGCAGAUGUAGCCGUACGCCGCUAUGCCCAUGCCGUUUGCUCUUGCAUCCUAUUCUCACACCGGUAAUGUCCUGCUGUAUGACAACAGUAACAAAACAAUACGAAUAAAAAAAUUAAGCGAAAAAAAUAAUCAAUAGCACAUUUUUGGACUUAUAAUAUGAAGUGUACCUUAAUAGGCCACGGUUAAUGGAUAUUGGUUCUGUGGGUGAGACUGAUCAGAAAGAGUGCAAUUAAAAAGACUGAAAGCAAAA